AGAGAGCAGAAUGUCUGGUUUCAGAUGGAUUCAGAUGUUAUCUACGCUGCUUCUUUUGACAGCUAUAAAUGGACAAUACUUGGCCUUCGUUGUCAGAGAUGAAGAUGAUGUCACUUUGCCUUGUGAAAAUAUGACACAAAAUCAGAAUGAGUGUGAAAAUGUAAACUGGCUCUUCAGUGGUGCAGGAAACACACCAUCAGUGGAGCUGGUUCAGCUUGGGCGGAUUGGUGAAACCUCUAAAUCAGACAGACUGAGUGUUACAGAGAAAUGUUCUCUGGGUAUAAAGAACAUCACCGGUGAGGAUGUUGGUCGUUACAGCUGCAGACAGCACGGUGAAGACGCUCAUGUUUAUCUGUCUGUUGUUAACAUGGAGGAAAGUAAGAGCAAUGAUAAGGUGACCUUGUCCUGCUCUGUGUCCACGUACGGAUGGUGCACACAGAGACUGCAGUGGCUGUUUAGCAGUAAAGAUAUCAGAGAUGUGAAGACGUCACAGUCUUACUGCUCGGCUAGCCUGACCUUUAUAGCUUCCCAUGACAAUGACACAUCAAGUUAUGGAUCGUUCACAUGUCAAGCAACCGAUAUUUUCACUGGAAAAGUGAAGCAGUUCACCUUCAGCGAUCAGUCGUCAGGUGAAAUGAGCUGUUUAAAAUCUAUGUUUAAAGGAUUAUAUAUUUCUCAUAUAGUUACUGCAAAUGAUAAACAUAAGGUUCAUACCAUAUAUUAUUGUAUUGGUUCAGGAGAGGAUGCAACAUCAUCACCACAAGACUGGUGGAGAUUUAUCAUUGUGUCUGUGGGUAUAGCAGGACUGGUAAUAACUGUUUUGACUGUCAGAAUAUGGACUAACAUUAAAGAGAACAAAACACAGAUGGAUGCAAAGAUGGUGCGCAACGAUGAAGACAAUGGUAGAGUAAUCUAUGAAAACCUGGGAGACCUUUAUGCCUCAGUCAGACUACACUGAUCAAAAACUGCAUUUUCAUUGUGCUCUUCCAGCAAGUACACACACUUGUUUGCAGCAAACGCUUAAUGCACUGCGUGGACAGAGCUCAAACGCUCAGGCUACACAUGCAAAUGUACACAAUGCAUGUAAACAUAAGCAACAAACAUUUCGGGUGACAGAGGUGGUGAUCCCAGCUUCUCAGCUAAGGAACAAAGCCUAGGCAGGUUUUUUGCUAUGAAGUUUUCCUGUGGCCGCGGGAGACCACAUGUAUUCAUGCUUUGAUUUCACCUAAGUAAAUCAAAUACAACAACAUGUGGAUUGUUUAAUUCAUCAUUUUAGAAUUGCUGUUUUAUUGAUGAGGUUUGCAGAGUAAAUGCUUUUCUGUACAUGUCAACUUUAUAUCAUUUAUUGUACUGAACAGAGAAUGUCAACUGAAAAACCAAGCAGCCAUUUUUUUCCUUGUUAAAUAAAUAUUUCAGACAAUAUUUUAAUUUUAACAUGGAGCUGAUUACUUGUUCACCCUAUGAUACUGGUUUUUAAGCUAGAUCCAGACACUGUAACGCAAUCCUAUGUCUGUUUGUUCACUCAGGCACUGCGAUACUGAAUAAUAAAAAUCACUG
Plectropomus leopardus (leopard coralgrouper) is the source of this 1557-nucleotide messenger RNA. RefSeq lists its product as uncharacterized. NCBI's taxonomy places the organism in Eukaryota, Metazoa, Chordata, Actinopteri, Perciformes, Serranidae. Gene Ontology annotation, cellular component: membrane raft; external side of plasma membrane. Gene Ontology annotation, biological process: positive regulation of ERK1 and ERK2 cascade; T cell activation; interleukin-15-mediated signaling pathway. Gene Ontology annotation, molecular function: protein tyrosine kinase binding; MHC class II protein binding. The record is from RefSeq and is a predicted model, not a curated record.